AUGACACUGCACAAACACGCGCGCAAGCUCGACGCGACCCUCCGCCGGUCGCUGUCGACGCCGGCGCGCGUCACCGUCGGCCUGCGGCGCGAAGACCCGUCGCGCGUCUGGGAGCGCCGCUGCCCGCUCACGCCCGCCGCCGUGCGCGAGCUCGUGCACGAGCACGGUGCGCGCGUGCUCGUCCAGCCCUGCGAGCGGCGCGUGUUCGACGCGCAGGAGUUCGUCGAGGCGGGCGCGGAGAUACACCCGACGCUGGCGCCGGCGCACGUCGUGCUCGGGAUCAAGGAGCCCCCGCUGCACGAGCUCCGCACGGACCCCGUCCCGUCCCCGUCCCCGUCUUCGUCCCCGUCUCAGCUCGUGCCCCGCACGCAGCUCAUGUUCUCCCACACGACCAAAGGCCAGCCGUACAACAUGCCGCUGCUCUCCCGGUUCCUCGCGGGACACCCCGGCACCCCCGACCACGAUCCAAGGCUGCUCGCGCGUCUGGUCGACUACGAGCUCCUCACGGACGCGGAGGGGAAACGCACCGUCGGAUUCGGGUGGUUCGCAGGAGUGGCCGGCGCGCUCGAAUCGCUCUCCGCGCUCGCCCAGGCGCACCUCCAUCUCGGCGUCGCGAGCCCCUUCCUCUACACCCCCCGCCCGCACACGCAACCCGACAUCCCGGCUCUCCGCGCCUCGCUCCGCGCGAUCGGCGCGCGCAUCGCGGCGCGCGGCACGCCGCCGAGCAUGGGCCCGUUCGUCGUCUGCGUCACCGGGAACGGCCAGGUCGCGCAAGGCUGCCUCUCCAUCCUCUCCGAGCUCCCCAUCGAACGCGUCCCCGCCUCGCGUCUCCCCGCGCUCAUCUACCUCGUCCACGCGCAACCGGCGGACUACCUCUCCAGCUCCGUCUCCAGCUCCGUCUCCGUCUCCAGCUCCGUCCCUAGCUCGGGGUCCGGGUCCUAUUCCCGCGCCGCGUACUACGCCGACCCGUCCGCGUUCCGGUCCGACUUCCACGCCCGCAUCGCGCCCUACGCCACGCUGCUCCUGAACGGCGUCGGAUGGGCGCCCGGCAGCCCGCGGCUGAUGAGCACCGCGCAGCUCGUCGACGCGCUGCGCCGCGCUGGAGCGCUCGGGCAGCCGGGCAGGCUGGGCGUCGUGGGCGACAUCAGCUGCGAUAUCGAGGGCGGCUUGGAGUUUCUGACGCGGCCGUCGACGCUGUCCGCGCCGUUUUAUACGCUGGCGCACCCCGCGGUGCCGGCGGGAUUGCCGCCGGUGACGAUGAUGGCGGUCGAUAUCCUGCCCGCCGCACUGCCGCUCGACGCGUCGGCACACUUUUCGGGCGUGCUCAUGCCGUACUUGCGCGCCGUCGUGCGGGGGUAUCGCGGCGAGGGAGGGCUGGGGGAGGAGGAGGCGGAGAGGGAGGAGGCGUUGGAAAGGGCGACGGUGGCGAGGGGGGGAGGGUUGGAGGAGAGGCAUCGGUGGCUUGGGGAGGGGGUGGGGGUGUGGAGGAGGAGCGUGGGUGGGAGCGGGGAUAGCGUGGGCGUGGGUGUGGGGGCGGAGAGGAAGAAGAGGGUGUUGAUGUUGGGGAGUGGGAUGGUUGCCGGACCGGCGGUGCACGAGCUGUGUACGGACCGCCGCGUGGAGCUCGUUGUCGCGAGCAACGUUGCGGCGGAGGUCGAGCGGUUGACGAAGCGACACGAGAACGCGAAGGGGAUCGUCGUCGACAUGAAUGACAGAGAGCGCAUCGGGAGGCUCGUUGCGGAAGCGGACGUCGUCGUCAGCUUGCUUCCGGUCCCGUUCCACCCGUCCGUCGCCCAGCUCUGCAUCGAACACCGAACGCACCUCGUCACCGCCUCAUAUAUAUCGCCCCAGAUGCGCGACCUUCACGAACAGGCCGCGGCUGCGGACGUGUUGCUCCUGAACGAGAUCGGGCUCGACCCCGGAAUCGACCACUGCUCCGCCAUCAAGCUCUGCAACGAGAUACGAGCGCGGGGGCAGCGCGUGACGUCCUUCGUCUCCUUCUGCGGCGGUCUGCCGGCGCCCGAGAACGCGGACGUGCCGCUCGGGUACAAGUUCAGCUGGAGCCCGCGCGGCGUGCUCGCGGCGGCGCUCAACGGCGCGUCGUUCAAGCUCGACGGGCAUAUGCGCGAGGUCCCGGAGAGGGAGGUGCUGAAGCGCCACUUUGCGGACGUGCCGGUGUCGAACACGUUAAGGCUCGAGGGGAUCGCGAAUAGGAACAGUCUCAACUACGUCGACGAAUAUCCUGUCGGUACCCUUGACAAUCUACGGACGCUGCUUCGCGGCACUCUGAGAUAUCCUGGGUACUGCGACCUCCUACAGUCCUUUAAAGACAUCGGCCUCCUCGACACCGAGAAGACGCUCGUCCUCGACCACUGGAGCUCGCUCGCGCGGCAAGCCCUCCAGACGAAGCUGGCGCACACCAUUCGGGAGAACGACCCGGCCUCGCUGAUCUCUGCCAUCGGUGACGCCGUCGACGCGCGCCACACGGAACCGCUGCUCGACGCGCUGGACUGGCUGUCCAUGGCGCCCGGGCUGAGGACGCCCCCGUCCUCGGCGGCGGACGAGGCGAACGAGCUCCCGCCGCUCCCCCGCUCGCCCCGCGCGCCGAUCGACCUCCUCGCGACGCUCCUCGCGCACAAGCUCCGGCUCGAGCCGACGGAGCGCGACGUUGUCGUCCUCGCGCACGAGGUGGGCGCCCGGUCCGGGUUCGGUGCCGGCGAGGGCCCGCUGGACCGCGCGGGCGAGGACGUGUACGCGUCGUCGUUGACGGUGUACGGCACGCCCGGGGAGUCGGCGAUGUCGCGGUGCGUGGGAUUGCCGGUCGCGUUCGCGGCGCUGGAGGUGGUGAACGGGGCCGUGGGGCUGAGGGGGGUGCACGGGCCGACGGAUCCGGCGGUGUAUAACGCGGUGCUGGAGGGGUUGGAGAAGGUCGGGUUGGGGAUGAAGGAGACCGUUCGGAAAGAGGCCGGGUCGAGCGUGGAGAGGACGCUGGCGUCGGAAUUUGCGUGA
Punctularia strigosozonata HHB-11173 SS5 is the source of this 3009-nucleotide messenger RNA. RefSeq lists its product as uncharacterized. Gene Ontology annotation, molecular function: saccharopine dehydrogenase activity. Bases 1 to 3009 code for a protein of 1002 amino acids. Lineage: Eukaryota; Fungi; Basidiomycota; Agaricomycetes; Corticiales; Punctulariaceae. Gene Ontology annotation, cellular component: cytoplasm. The record is from RefSeq and is a predicted model, not a curated record. The transcript has 14 exons.